AUCAAAUCCCUUUUUUUAUGUCAUUAGCAAUAAUUAUAUGAACAAAAACUAUAUUCGAUGAUUUUUAAGAUAUGGUUUGUUAUGAUGGUUACAUGGCUAACCAUACUAACAAAACAAAAUUACGUUUGACUUUUGACUAAACCAAAGGAAAAGGUAGUAAACUAGUUUAGUGGUUUGUUGAUGAUCCUUUUAUUGUUUACCCUAAUUUCUUGAACAAGUCUUCAUUAAUUACUUGCCUUUUUUUGGUAUCACAACACUUCAUUUGCUGUAAUUGCACAAGUAAGAAUGUUUCCUUAUUUCAUGCAAUAGAAUUUUCAAGUUGAUCAUAUAUCCACAUUAUCUAGGUUUUUAAUCAACCGUUUCAAUGUGAAUCAAUACUAAUUCGUUUGAGACCAAAUCCGCACAAUGAAAAAUUCCUCAACCGUUUUCGGAAUAAAUUUAUAAUCUUAAAUAGCUUAAUCAAGAAUAUUUUCACGUAGUAAUAUAAGUGUAAAAGAUAUAGUACAUAAUUGUGAGGAUGAAAUAGUUUUAGAUGACGUCAUCUUGAAGAUAAAUUGAAGAAGACAACAGCAAACUAAAAGAUAAAACCAUCGAUUUCUCAAUCUCCGUUUCUUGUCUCUUCCAUAGUUUAUUAAUUUUUACCUUUGACGUUCAAAGAGUGGGUGGGUUUUUUGUUCUAGGUAUAGUGGAGUUGUUGUUGUUCUUACGUACUGCAAUUCUGUUAAUUAAGGUACUUCAAUAUAUAUUGAAGACACGAGAAUGAUCUCUAUAUAGAUAUUUUUGAUAGAGCAGAGAGAGAGAUGUCUAAUCUUAUGCAGAAUCCGGUGUUACAUGAACUGAAGAAGCAAGCUUCUUUCUUCAUCAAGGAAAAGAUCAAGACUGCUCGUCUCGCUGUAACCGAUGUCACUGCAGAAGAACUAUUGACAGAAGAAGUUACGGGCAGCGAUCACUCAUCCAUAGACUCACGUUCCAUGGCGGUCAUAACAAGAGCUUCUUUUGAGGUUGAUCAAUUCCAAAGAAUCGUGAAGAUUUUACGUCAAAGAAUGGUAAUGUUUGAUAGAAGGGAAUGGAGGGGCAUGUACAACACGCUGUCAAUGUUGAACCACUUGUUGCUCAAUGGCCCACUAAGUGUAUUCAAUGAAUUUCAACAUGAGAAGGUAAUUAUUGAAGAUGCCAUAAAGAUCGAGUGGAUUGAUGAGAGAAGGUUCGAUUGUGGUCUAAAAGUUCGAAACAUAGCCGAGAAAGUAUUAAGAUUGCUUGAAGAUGACAUGUUUUUUAAAGAUGAGCGAGAAAGAAACCGUAAGCAAAGCAUUGGUCGGAUCACAGGAUUCGGAAACUCGAGUUUCACCAUACAUUCUGAAACGAACAACGGACGAGAUGGCUCGUUAAUGUUGAGUAACCAUCAAACUUGUGAAAAUGAUUGUAUCAUGGAUGAUCAUCCUUUCGUCGAGAAUGAGCACAAGACUGCCCCACUCUUGCUUUCUUCUUCGACUUUGAGUUAGAUUUCCUUUGGUUGUAUUAUUAUGUUUGAUAAUAUGUAGAGACUCGUUUUCCAUUUUGAUAUGACUAUUUCCAAGUAAAUA
Molecule: messenger RNA, 1583 nt
Organism: Arabidopsis lyrata subsp. lyrata
Lineage: Eukaryota; Viridiplantae; Streptophyta; Magnoliopsida; Brassicales; Brassicaceae
Product: clathrin interactor 1
Exons: 3
Coding region: 801-1502 (233 amino acids)
Biological process (GO): endocytosis
Cellular component (GO): clathrin vesicle coat; plasma membrane; endosome
Molecular function (GO): clathrin binding; phospholipid binding
Source: RefSeq, a predicted model, not a curated record